AAGACUUGAUAAUUUUAAUGUAUGGGGUUUGUAUUGUCAUUCAGUAGGAUGUUAUUUUGAAGGAUGUGAGCUACUGAUAAGAAAGAGAAAGUGUAUGUGUGUGUGUGUGUGUGUGUGUGUGUGUGUGUGUGUGUGUGUGUGUGUGUGUGUGUGUCAGGCAGCAGCAGAGCAGAAGUGAGAGAGAGUCUCCAGCCAAAGUCGGGUGACAGCAGCAGCAGCUAGCAGUCAGAGAGGCGUCGUGGCUUUUUAACGAUUUUACUGUUUCUUCAGAAACUAGAGCUGCUCGCUCUGAAUGCUAAACGCUGCAGAAAUCGAUGCCUGUCGGCGUUUGUCGGCUUGUUUUGGUGCCACGAGCUGAAAGGCUGCAGGUUAAAAUGCCAGAAGUCAGCUAGGUUAGCUAACUAUAACUGGCUAGCCGAGCCUAGAUAAGAUAAGCUAAGCUAACGGUUACUUUCUCCACCGGUGGCUGAUUCCUCAGCGUGUUGUUGUUUACUUGGCAGCUGCUCUGCUUCUUAUUUUCGCGAGAAUUCAUUGAGAAGUUGAUGAGGAUUAGUGCUGUGUCCGUGGGCUUGAAGAGGAGCAGCUUUGUCCUGCAGUUUGUGCCUGAUUUUUGAAGAUGGAAUCGUUUGAAAGCGAGCGAGCCCCACUCCCCAGGAACAUGAUUGAAAACAGCAUGUUUGAGGAGGAGCCAGACGUGGUGGAUCUGGCCAAAGAGUCCCCCUCCUAUCCCAUUGACUCAGAUGAUGUGGUCUACGAGCCACGGAGCUCCAGACUGUUGGUGCGAGGCCUUGGCGAGAACGACAUGGAUGAAGAUGAGGAGGACUAUGAGUCGUCUGCCAGGCUUCUGGGAAUGUCCUUCAUGAACCGAAGCUCCAACCAGCGCAGCGCUGCCUCCUCUUACACCCGCCAGCAGCCCUCCGGCUCCUGCUCCAUGCCUUCUGCAAAGAAAACUGUGGUGGGGAUCUUGGUCUUAAUUGUAGUUGCUUCGAUAGCCAUGGUCAUCUACUUCCUACCACGAUGCACCUUUUCCAAAGAUGGCUGCCACAAAGCCAACUCUUCCAUGGAACACCUCUAUCCUGUCGCAUCCAAUGGAGAACUUUUCCCAUGGAGAGAUAUAAGGCUUCCCACCAGUGUGCGUCCAGUUCAGUACGAACUCUCGCUCUUUCCCAACCUGACCACUAUGACUUUCCAAGGGAACGUGACCAUAACCCUGGUGGUCUUGCAGGAAUCGAAGAAGAUUGUUUUGCACAGCUCUGAUAUGAAGAUACUUAAAGCUAAUUUCCAAGGUAAAGAGGUGCCGAUCUUGGAGUACAAGCCAUGGCAGCAGAUUGCAAUCAAGUUUUCAGAAGAAAUCAAAAAGGGACAGGAAUACGUCUUGAAUAUUGUCUACACAGCAAACCUCUCCAACAGCUAUGAUGGCUUCUACAACAGCUCUUACAGUGAUACGGCUGGGGUAAGAAGAGUUUUGGCUGCUACUCAGUUUGAGCCCUUGGCUGCCCGCAAGGCUUUUCCUUGUUUUGAUGAACCCGCCUUUAAAGCCAGUUUUCUAAUUAAGAUAAAGAGAGAAGCAGAAUACAUCAGCCUUUCAAACAUGCCCAAGGCCAAAACUACUCCGUUACCAGGUGGACUUUUUGAAGAUGAGUUUGAGAAAAGUGUGAAUAUGAGCACCUAUCUAGUUGCAUUUAUUGUGGCCAACUUCGUCAGUGCCAACGCCAACGUCUCAAACACACUGGUCUCUGUAUAUGCAGUUCCAGAUAAAAAGGACCAAGUUCAUUAUGCGCUGGAGGCCGCCACAAAGUUGCUGCAUUUCUACAAUACUUUCUUUGAAAUCGAGUACCCUCUCCGCAAAUUGGACUUAGUGGGCAUUCCUGACUUCCUGGCUGGAGCUAUGGAGAACUGGGGACUCAUCACAUUCCGGGAAACGACUCUACUCGUGGGCAACCAUUCCUCCCCCAUUGAUAAACAACUAGUGACCUCUGUCAUUGCCCAUGAACUUGCACAUCAGUGGUUUGGAAACCUCGUCACCAUGCGCUGGUGGAAUGAUCUUUGGCUGAAUGAAGGAUUUGCAACCUACAUGCAGUACAUGUCUAUUGAGAAGGUGUUUCCAGAACUUGAUAUUGACAAUGAAUUCCUGAGUGUGCGCUUCAGAGCAAUGGCCAAAGAUUCUCUGAACUCAUCCCAUCCUGUGUCUUCCAAAGUGACCACUCCAGAGGAAGUGGAGGAGAUGUUUGACUCUGUGUCUUACGAGAAGGGUGCCUCCAUCUUGCUCAUGCUCAAUGCAACCCUCAGUGAGGAAGCAUUCCGGAAAGGUGUGAUUGAGUAUUUGACGAAUUAUAGGGGCGGCAACACAGAAAAUGAAGAUCUGUGGAGCAGCCUCUCUCAGGUAUCAAAACAAUCAAUCAACGUAUCUCAGAUGAUGAACACUUGGACUGUACAGAAAGGCUUUCCACUGGUCACCGUGAACCGUGCAGGCAAGCAAGUGAAACUGACGCAGGAACAUUUCCUCCUAAAUGCAGAAAAUGCCACUGAUCACAGCCACCUUUGGCACAUCCCCCUCACAUAUGUCAACGACACUUGUAGCACUUCCAGCGGCUGUAAGCAAGUGUUUCUUUUUAAGAACAAAACUGCUACUCUUGAGGUUCCAGACAGUGUGAAAUGGCUGAAGUUUAACUACAAAAGUGAUGGCUUCUACAUAGUGGACUAUGGAAUGGAGGGCUGGAUGAAUCUGACUGAGGCCUUAAAGACAAACGUGAACGUUCUUCCUCACGAAGACCGAGCGUCUCUCAUCAAUAACCUCUUUUCUCUCUCAAGGUUGGGUAAGGUUUCGUUCAGACAGGUGUUAAAUCUGUUCGAGUAUCUGAAGAAUGAGACUGAAACGGCUCCUCUGACUGAAGCCCUGGCUCAGCUCAACCACAUCUUCAGGCUUCUGGACAAAAGAUCUGAGUUGUUAUUGGUGUCCAGGAUGACAAAAUAUAUUUUGGAUCAUUUUCGUGAUCUGAUGGACAGCCAGUCCUGGGAAGAGGAGACCUCUGUGUCUAAGCAAGUGCUUAGAUCUGCCCUGCUCGAAACAGCCUGCAGACUCAACAGACCUAAUUGCACAACACAGGCCAAAAGCGUGUAUGAUGAGUGGAUCGCUUCAAAAAAAACUAAACAUAUUCCUGGAGAUCUCCUGAGAGUGGUCCUGUCUGUGGCAGCACAAACUGAAGUCGGUUGGAAAGAGUUAUUUGAUACUUACAAACACUCCAUCUAUGACUCUGAGAAACGCAAGACACUGGAGGCUCUGGCCAGCACACAGGAUGUGAGAAAAAUUGUGUGGAUCCUGAAUGCUGGUCUUGAAGGAAGUGAAAUUCAGACUCCUGAACUUCCUCUUGUGAUCAGCACAGUCUGUAAACAUUACGCUGGCUACCUCUAUGCCUGGGAUUUUGUAAAGGAGAACUGGGAUAAGCUCACCCAAAAAUUUCCCAUUGGUAGUUUCCCCUUGCAAGCCAUCAUCAUGGCCACCACCAGCCAGUUCUCUACGAAGGCACAUCUUGAUGAGGUGGAGAGGUUCUUUGGCUCUCUGAAGGAUAGAGGAUCCCAGAUGAGAAGCAUUCAGGAGGCGAUCGAGACCAUCAAGCUGAACAUGCGAUGGAUGGACCGCAACUUGGCCACGCUUCAGACCUGGCUGUAGCCUCGGAGGCCUGCAGCCUCUCCUCCCUGUUGCACACGCAGCCCCUCAGGUGAUGUGGCCGAGCACCUGUGAGUGACGUUACCGUAACACACAGCCUGGGCCGUGUGUGUGCAGAGAUGGGCUUUGGACAGGGAAAAUUCAGGGGUACCUUUUAGAGUUAAAUAGACUGCCUUUGUGUUUGUUUUUUCAGUUUUCCAGUGCUUUUCUUUUUUUUUUUUUUUCAAUUUGUUGUGGGCUAAACUGACUAGCUGACUAAAUACUAGACCCAUUAAAAAAAAGUCCCAUUAAAAAAACAAAAGCUCUGAAAUAGGUCAUUGUCUGUAUAGCGAGGAGAGUAGCAGCUUUGUGGUUUAGUACAGUUUUGUGUCAGCUGUGUAGACGAGCACUGUGUUGUUUAUGAGCUUCCUGUUUUUAGUGGGUAGAGGUGUAGAUGGCAUACGUGCCUGUUUUUGCCUUCUAGCAUUGCUAUCUGCUUCAGGUCAUGUGGGAAACUCGCUGCUUUUUCUUCAGGGUAGUUUCACUUUCAGCCCAUCUCUGCACAUUGACAUGGCUCUGGCCUACAAACCUGUUUGCACUAUUAGGAGAUUCAGCUUGCUCAGGGCUACUCUGGAUGGUUUCUGAUUGGUCAGACGAUAUGACGCACGUGCUUGAACUCAUUUCAGCUUCUCACUGCUGUCAGUGGCUGCAGACCAAACCUCUCAGCAGUAUCUUUUCAACAUGCCUUUCGCCUACGUUGCCAAAAAAAUAAAAAAAAUAAGAGUCAGUUAAAAAAGUGGAAUAUGAUUUUUGAAAUCCUGCAAUGUUGGAAGUACGACAAUAGGACUCCUUGUUGUGUCAAUAAGAGUCACGCACUUGUGGUGUGAAGCUAGAUAAGUGUAUCUGCCUGAAUAUGUGCAGACAAUCAGUUUUUUAUAAAGGCAUUUGCAAAGCCUCUCAUUUAUGUGAGUUGCUUUUUUCCCCUCUUAAGUACAAUUUAAAAAGUGCAGAGUCAUCUGGAAUUUGCAAUGCCUGUAGCCGGUACUGUGUAAAUACUCUUGCCUUAGCAGUUUUCCAUACAAGCCUCAUCCUUUACUUUGAGUUCAGUUUUGAAUGUUUUUUUUUUUUGUUUGUUAGAUUUAGUUUGGUGAUGUAUAUACUGAUAUACUGUGUGUUUUAUAUUUUUGUGCAGACUUGCACGCAGUGAAGUCAGAUGCUUUUAUUUGCCUUGACAGAGUUUAAGUUUAAGUUAAAGCCUAGUAUUUAAGUGUGAGUUUUAUUUUACGUUUUGCUAUGCACAUCCUUAAUAAAGAAGAAAGUAGCUUACUAUAAAACUAAGUUAAAACGGAUCAGGAUUUAAAAAUAGAAAUGGGUGUAUACAGUGGACUUUAGAAUUAUUGGUACCCAUUAAUAUAUAUUUUUUAUGUGUGCUCCAUCCAGUUUUCUAUUUUUGCUUAAUGCAAUCAAAUCCUCACAGCAAUGCUAGAUUUUAAUUUUCUUCCCUGAACAGUAGAAACAGUUAGUACAAUUAAUAAAAUAUUCCAUAUUUAAGAAGAAACUUGGGAUGUCUCUGCAAACCGAGACAGAUUAUGUAAUUUUUUAAGAAUUGAAAUCAGAUGACGCACACACUCAACUACAGAUCACAAUUAUUACUGUAUUAUUCCUAAACAUACAGGGAAAUAAGAGCCUUUACAAAAAAUAAAUACUAGUUUUUGGUUAUUAACACCAAUAUAUUUUAAGUGAGUGACACCAAUAAAAUAUCAAUACAUAGUUUAAUUUUGCCUCUAAGUUAGUUUAAUCUAAUGCAAAAUUAUCUUUUAUUUACAUUUAAGUACCCAUUUUUAAAAGCUUAAGAAAAACGAAAAAUCGUGUUUAUACAUAUAUGAACAGUUUAAUAUUUGCAGUUAAUUUUUUUUUUAUGUUUUUGUUUCAAGUAAAAAAAAAUAUUAUUAUUAUUAUUGUUGUUGUUUUUGGCCCACAUUGUUGCAUUGCACCUUUGUGUGUUGCCAGGUUCGAGAUGCAGUUGUGGUUCUUGCUGAAUGUAUAAACAGUUCUCUUCUCAUUUUGCCCAAUGAGAAAAGAUCAGUGGCAAGCUUUAUGAUUGUAACUUCAUUGUAUCUGAUGUGUGGGUGCACCAAUACCAAAAAUACAACCAAUACCGAUAAUAUUGUUAAUAUAUAUUGUUAUAAGUUACAGACAGUAGUCUUUUUUUUAUGUUACAAAGGUUUCAAAGGUUACAAAAUUGUUACAGAGUAGUGCUGGGUGGUGCUAAUUACUCUUUUAAUUUUGAUUUUCAAAAUGAGAAGUGCAUGGCGUCUCAAAAUAAUUAAGCAAUAAUACACGAGAGGGAGUGCUACGACCACAGCACGUUGUAGCACGAACCUGUAUAGUUGUGAUUAUACCACAGUUCCAUUAUUGCUGUUUAUUGAAAGAUUUUGAGAUAAAGAGGAUGAGAAAAUACGUUCUGUUUGGUUAUAAACACACACGCAAGUUAAAAUAUUUCCAUUGCUGCUCUGUUUGUAGCGGUGUUGUUUGGCUUGUAAGUGCUGCAUCCUUGCUAGGUUACCUGUAUGGGGCGGAGUAAUACAUGGAGAGCUUCGGUUACAGUGCAUUACCGGCUGAUAAUGGCAGUUCUAGAACGCCUCUCAGCAAAUCACAUUGCAGGGUCGAAUUAAAUGUGGUACAAUUCUCUGAUAAUUGUUCAUUGUACUAAUAAUAAUUAUGUCUUAUAUAUAUUGAUUUUGUUAACUCUUUGCAAUUUCCUUUCCAAAUCAGUACAGGUUACACUCCACAAAUGCUUAUGAAGGAAGCAAAAAGAGCUCAACUCUCCUCCACAGAUCCUCCAAGAUACACAGCGUAAUUUUCUUUACUGUAAAUAUAAAGAUGUCAGAUCUUGAUGCAAAAAUAUGCCACAGAUGUGGAGCCAAUCAGCUGAUUCCUAUAUCAUUAGCUAAGCUUGCCCACUGUUUAGGAACCGUUCAACUCCAUGCUCAGAACUGGAAAAGAGGUCAUUUUUGCUGAGAUUUUGUAGUAUUGGUGCACCCUUAUCUCCGGUACAAUCUAAAAUUCAUGUAUGUUUAUGUAUAAUACGUCUUACUGUAUCUGUGUGACUAUUAAUGUAAAUUUGUUUCAGUCUUUUUAUACAGUAAGAAGGUCACCUGUACGUUUGUGGAUUUUCGCUCAAGAAAUUUUGUGGAUCACAUCUGAAUUUUUACUCUCUGUUUCUUUUUGUAUGUUUUUAUUUCUUUCCACUGUGUAAAAUGUCAGGUAGAGCUGAGAGACAUGUAUUCUUAGCCGUUUGCUCUUUAGCUCUUUUACUUCCAACAAUAAGCUCUUCAGCACUUUCAGAAGUCUAUGUACAGACAGUGAAUGGAAAAAAAAAUAUUUGUGACACCUCCUAUUCACUUUCUGUUAUGGACUUAAAAUACACACAUUUUGUCCUGUGUUUAUUUUCUUACUUUUUUUCUUCAAAUAAAACUGACCUUAAGGUUGGUUGAAUUUUUGAGAAAAGUCAUGUCAUCUGUUAAAACCCUUCUAGAUACCGUUUGCCUGCAGUGUUAGUUUUUUCUGAAAUGCUCUUCUGUCUUUCUUGCUUUCACACGCUUAUAUAUUUUAUUUUGUGCAACAACAAAAAAAAAAGCUUUACACUGGACUUCUUCACCCAUAAUGUUCAUAAAAAAGUGAUUCAUACAUGAAUAAAACUAUUGUGAAGAGAUGAAUUUUAUGAAAAGGAAAGGAAAAUUAUGAAUAAACUGCCUUUACAAUAA
This is a messenger RNA of Astyanax mexicanus (Mexican tetra), 7413 nucleotides long. It is a transcript of the gene lnpep, whose product is annotated as leucyl/cystinyl aminopeptidase. Bases 617 to 3670 code for a protein of 1017 amino acids. The record is from RefSeq and is a predicted model, not a curated record. The transcript has 18 exons. Gene Ontology annotation, cellular component: cytoplasm. Gene Ontology annotation, molecular function: peptide binding; metalloaminopeptidase activity; zinc ion binding. NCBI's taxonomy places the organism in Eukaryota, Metazoa, Chordata, Actinopteri, Characiformes, Acestrorhamphidae. Gene Ontology annotation, biological process: peptide catabolic process; proteolysis.